This is a messenger RNA of Sporisorium graminicola, 804 nucleotides long. RefSeq lists its product as uncharacterized. The transcript has a single exon. The record is from RefSeq and is a predicted model, not a curated record. Gene Ontology annotation, molecular function: oxidoreductase activity. Lineage: Eukaryota; Fungi; Basidiomycota; Ustilaginomycetes; Ustilaginales; Ustilaginaceae. Bases 1 to 804 code for a protein of 267 amino acids.
AUGGCAACGAGCAAGACAGCUUUGAUUCUGCGCGGUGCAAAGGUGGUCGUCAUCGGAGGCUCUUCCGGUAUUGGAUUCGCCACCGCGUCCGCGCUCAUUGAGGAAGGAGCCAGCGUCGUGAUUGGCUCCUCGUCGCAGUCUCGAGUCGACGAAGCGGUAGCACGGCUGUCGGACCCGUCGAAGCAGUACAAUGCUGAUGCGUCGCGCGUCUCGGGCCAUGCGCUCAACCUGCAAGGCGCGGGUGCCGAAGAGAGCCUGCGCGCCUUCUUUGGCAAGAUCGGAGCAUUCGACCACUUGAUCUACACCGCGGGCGACUCGCUCGCUGCCAAGCCGAUCGCCGAGUUCAGCUACGACGACAUUGUCGCCGCCGGGCAAUUGCGCUUUAUCAGCGUUAUCCUCGCCGUCAAAGUCGCCACUUCGACGGGAGGAGCGCUCAAGGACGGCGGCUCGAUCGUGCUCACCACGGGCGUGGUGGCAGAGAAGCCCAACAAGCACUGGUCCGUCCUCGCAGGCUACGCCAGCGCGCUGUAUGGCCUAACGCGCAACCUCGCCCUCGACCUCGCCGACCGCAACAUCAGGGUCAAUGCCGUUUCCCCCGGCCCUGUGCAGACCGAGCUGUGGAACAGCUUCCCCGAGGAACAGAGAAAGGGCUUCUUGAACCACUUGGGCGGCAAGCUGCUCACGGGCAAGGUCGGACAGCCCGAGGACCUGGCCAACACGUACGUGUAUCUGUUGAAGGACAGGAACGCGACCGGACAGAUCAUCACCUCGGAUGGUGGCAGCACUGUCGCUGAUCGACAGUAG